AUGGAAUCUCUUCUAGCUGAGGAUGAAGUGAAUCCGUUGGCGAAUUUCCAAAUUCCGGACAGGCAAGGUCCGGUUCAGAAGACGAAUCCAACGGAAUCUCAAAUGUUCGAUGGAGCCAAAAUAUCCCGCACAAAAUUGAUAAAUAUUAUGCGACUGGUUAAUUCACUUCUUCCUAAAUUGAAUACUGAUAAAACACAGUCUGAUGGAAAUUCGGUGAAAACGAAAAAGGAGGAGGCGAAGUUAGAGGGAUUCACACAAGGAAGUGAAAACGACGAUAAGAAAGAGCAAACCAGAGCAGUGUGCGUCCUCGAAAAAUCAUUCGAGCACACUGAGAAACCACAAUAUUUUGCCAGAAAUGACACGACUUCAUGA
Caenorhabditis bovis is the source of this 372-nucleotide messenger RNA. Lineage: Eukaryota; Metazoa; Nematoda; Chromadorea; Rhabditida; Rhabditidae. The record is from the annotation of a GenBank genome assembly.